UCCGACGCUUACAAAAGCGUCAUACUGCCCCUGCAUCUUCAGGGCCAAGACAUUGUACCUCUCAGCCCUUCCCGCCGACUGCCGCUGCAUUGCACCUUAGGAAACUUGAUUGGGACCGGAAGACAGCUGACGUUUCCAUCCUCUUCGACGACCGACUUGCACCACCCGGAGCUCACGGAAGCUGGCUCUUCCGAGUAGAUUUCAAUAGCAACGUUACAUCGUCAUACUUGGAGGCUCCUCACCCUCUUGUACCGUCCGUGUCUUGCCUCUCCCAACUGCCGCAACCAUGCCGGAUCCGCUCCAUGAGGCACUCGAGUGCCUACGACCGAAGGACUUCUCAGACGUCCCCCUUGACCAACUCGAGGGCUUCUUGCACGAAACGUUCGGAAAGGCUGAGCUGAUUGUCAACUCGGUCCCACAGCCGCCAGGCGGCACCGAUUUCCAAGCCGCGACACGAACCCGCAAGGACGUCAACGGUGCACACAAUGCCUCUGAAAUAACGGCCGCCGAAGCUCGCGGGCCACCCUUGGACCCUUCAUUUGAGGAGCUCCACAAGGCGUGGGGGAAGCCGGUGAAGCUAGGUGCAAAGGAGAACCAGAUGGGCAUAUCGGUGUGGAAGAUGGCAGGCGCUGAUAGGCACGGAGCAUGGUUUGCUCGUCGGAGCGUCCACGAAGGCAUGGGUUUUGCAAAGUGGAAGAAAGCUAUGCAGCGCGAGUUUGCCGAGAGUCUGGCCACCCAGGGCGGGCCGGGCGAGGGAGCAAUCAGAGGUAUUGGAGGAGACAGGAGACUUGAGGAAAGCGUGGUAGAGGGAGUUGGCAAGAUGGAAGUGCUCCAGCUUGCCGCGCAGUUCCCCGGCCCCACAGCACCACGCGAAUUCAUCACCCUGCUUUUGACAUCGGACAAUGCCUUGACCAAGAAAUCCAUCCCUCAGGUCGAACACAAGUCCGCUGACCGAGUGCCACGGCAUUACAUCGUCGUCUCCAUUCCUUGUCAGCAUCCCGAUGCGCCGCCGCGAGAUGGGCUCGUGCUGGGCCACUAUGAAUCCGUGGAGAUGAUCCGCGAAAUUCCUCUAACGCCCGACGACGAUCCAGAGACAAAUCCGGUUGAAUGGAUAAUGAUUACGCGGAGUGACCCAGGUGGUGGCAUCCCACGCUUCUUGGUGGACCGUGGCACGCCUGGCAGUAUUGCCGGUGACACAGUCAAGUUCCUUAACUGGGCAUGCGCCCUGGACGAUAUUCCAGAUCCAGAUGUGGACAAGGAACAGCAGAACCAGGUCACCAAGCUACCUGGAGAAGAGAAGGGCCUAGGCAGGAGCCUCUCAGAUGAUCAUUCGUUGACAGAAGCCUACGAGCCUCAGCAGCCCAGCCAAGAUCCAGGCGCUGGAAUGAUGUCUACGAUAGCGAGUGGAAUUGCUGCCUACGCGCCGAACUCGGUCCAGCACUACCUCCAGCAGUCAUCACAGUCGACAACACCUUCGCCUCAGUCCGACAGUGCAAGUGAGACUUCGAGCAUCGACAGCUUCGCUUCAGCAGAGCAAUACACCACUGCCGCUGAUGGCGCCAACGCGAAUGCGGCAGCUGUUGCUCACCACAAGGUUCCCUCGAGCGAGAGUCUGGUUAGUACGUCAUCUAAAUCGAACCAAAACAACCAAUCACGAUACGAAAAGGAGAUGCAGAAGCUCGAGGCGAAGCGCCUUGCGCUUGACGAAAAGUUACGCAAGUCCAGGGAGAAGGAACAAUCGCGAUCGCAGCAGCUAACGGAGAAAGAAGAGCGCGAGAAGCGCAAAGCCGAGGAAAAGUACGAGAAGGAAAUGGCCAAGCUGCAAGCGAAGCGCGAGAAGGAGGCUCAAAAGCUCGAGCAGAAGCGGCAGAAGGAUGCCGAGAAGAACGACAAGACGCGACUGGUGCGCGAGCGCGACGAGUGGAAGGAGAAAGCCGACAUGAUGGAGCAUGAGAACCGGCUGCUGAAGGAGCAGAUUCGCGAACUGCAGCACGAGAACACGCUCCUGGUGCAGAAGGUCGGGAAGACGGACGUGGGCCAGCAUGCGCUGCGCCAGGUGAGCGACGAGCUGGGGCGCGAGCGGAGCCUGAGUAAUGCUAGCAGCCGGAAGAGCAGGAAGAGCGGCUCUGGCUGA
Aplosporella prunicola CBS 121167 is the source of this 2134-nucleotide messenger RNA. RefSeq lists its product as uncharacterized. The transcript is spliced from 3 exons. NCBI's taxonomy places the organism in Eukaryota, Fungi, Ascomycota, Dothideomycetes, Botryosphaeriales, Aplosporellaceae. The record is from RefSeq and is a predicted model, not a curated record. The coding region runs from base 287 to 2134 and encodes 615 amino acids.